Messenger RNA from Amaranthus tricolor (Joseph's coat), 1234 nucleotides. RefSeq names its product tetraspanin-8-like. Gene Ontology annotation, biological process: auxin-activated signaling pathway. NCBI's taxonomy places the organism in Eukaryota, Viridiplantae, Streptophyta, Magnoliopsida, Caryophyllales, Amaranthaceae. Gene Ontology annotation, cellular component: plasma membrane; plasmodesma. Bases 2 to 781 code for a protein of 259 amino acids. The transcript has 2 exons. The record is from RefSeq and is a predicted model, not a curated record.
AAUGGGGGUAAGCAAUGUUCUCCUAGGAUUACUCAAUUCUAUAACCUUGUGCAUUUCAUUACCAUUAAUCUUGGCUGGAUAUUUCUUAAAAGUAACAGCCGAUUCCCCUUGUGAUCCUGUAUUGUACAAGCCUCUCCUUGCACUUGGCCUUUCUUUGCUCGCGGUUUCUCUCAUCGGACUAUUGGGUGCAUGCUGUCGAAUAAAGCUACUCCUGUGGCUGUAUUUGAUCACUUUGUUCAUCGUAAUUGUCGGUUUGCUAGCGUGUUUAUCUGUUGGAAGCGCAGUUGUCAAAGGAAAUGAUCGAGGACAAGAUGUUCUCGGGGGUGGUGUUAAGGAGUACGAACUUAACACUUUUUCAGGCUGGUUGCGGAAUAAUUUGGUGGGCGGUAGUCACUGGGAGGAUAUCAAGUCUUGCAUGAUUAGUCACGAUGCUUGUGGCAAGAUUGAAACUUUUAGGACCCUUAUGGAUUUUGUCAUGCUCAAGCGCUCUAAGCGGACAUCUAUCGAGAUGGGAUGCUGCAAACCACCAGUACAUUGUGGGUACGAGUAUGAAAAUGCAACAAAUUGGAAAGUACCAGCCAAAGGACUAACUUCAGAAGAUCAAGAUUGCAAAAAUUGGAACAAUAACUUUGAGAUAUUGUGCUAUAAUUGUGGAUCAUGCAAAGCUGGAUAUCUUGCUCUAUUCAUGAAGGGUUGGAGAAAAGUCACCAUGCUUAAUGGUGCUCUUCUUGUUGUCCUCUUUGUCGUCUUCGUCAUUGCUUGUUGUGCUCUUAGAGGUUGAUCCAUAUUCCAUAUAUUAUUUGUUCGAGAUUGGUGUUUGAUUGUUUUAUCUGUGGGGAUGAUUGUUUUUAUUACCUUUUAAACCAAUGAAGGUUUUUUAAUUUGGGAUGUUACUUCUUAUAGUGCUUCUCCAUAAUGUGUGAAAGCCCUUGGGAAAAAGGGUUGCAUCCUUAUUGUAGUAAUGGUGAAAAUCCAUGAAAAAUGAGUAUCAUUACAUCUUGAUGUGUUUAAAUCUUUUGUUUUUAUUUCGUAGUUUCAUACAAUUAUACAAGCCAAGGGUUUAAGACACGAUAAGAAAAGUCUAAGAUCUAUUAAGUGAUCUUAAAAUUUGGAUUAUUCAUAUUUUGACUCGUGAUUCCUCAAAAUAUGAUUUUAACACGAGAAAUAUAUGCAAAAACCAAAUCAAAGUUGUUGGAGAUUUAAUUUGACCAAUAUGUUAUCACUUUGAUCGAAG